AGAGCUUGUUAUACGGCGACAGCAACAUUAAACCAAGUCUGCUGGAUAGCUCUUUGAGAAUCGAAAUUUUAAAGAUCAGUAGAAGCAGUGAUAUAAUCUAAAUAUGGAGGUCCCGUUCAAAUCGAAGAAGCUCCGUGUUGUCCUUUUCGUAACUCUCCGGCCUCCGGCGAGGCGCGUUUUGAAUAUAUCCUGAUGAAUAUCCAGUUUAGAAGCGAUAGGUAUUCGAGUCGGAAAAUUGAAAGCCCGUUGGUUCGCGAGAAAAUAAUCUGACGACUUUACCGUUUCCUCAAGCUUUAGGCGUGUGCUUGCUUUGUAAAUUAAGAACUGAAUGUACCCACCUUUAAUUAAAUUUCGAUCACAUUAUAUUUACGAUUGGACGAUUUAGAAACUAGUGAAAAUAGUUAAAACAAUACCUUAACAAAAGUAAACUUUAAAAUGUACCUAAUUUUGCAUACUUUUUGAUUCGUUCAUCACGGAGGAAAAUACAUCUAAAGCAAAUGUUGCCUCUUCGAUCGGUCAAUCUAUUAACGCAGUUUUUGCUGGUGUUUGCAGCAGUUGCUCCCAAUUUUCUUUGUGUUGGAGCAAAUGAGGCAAACUCAAACGGAAUCGAUGGAUUUACUGGCGGCGAGUCGACAAGUCCUACGAACAAAGUUACGAAUUACUCAGAAGUGGAUACCGCAGGGACCGAACCGACAGAGUGUCCCGCGGAAAGUUUGGCGUGCGUUAGGCCCAACCACACUAAUGCAGAAAUGAUUGCAAUGGCCAUCGAGUCCGCACCUAGCAAGCAAAUGAGGGUGACUGAAAUCUACCAAUAUUUAAUGGACAAAUUCGAGUUUUUCCGAAACGGAGGGGACUGCUGGAAAAAAAGCGUUCGAUAUGUCUUGAGCAGAAGACACCGAUUUGCAAUGGUCCCGGGGAAAAAGAAAAAAGUCUACUGGACCCUCAGUGAAUAUAUUGAUACCAUAACACCAGUGCCUACAUUUGCCAAACCAACACGAAGAUCCCGCCGGCAGUUUUCUGAAAUGGAUUCGACUGCUUGUCCUCCCGAAAAUUCUGUUUGCACAAAACCAAACUACUAUAUGUGGGAAUUAAUCACCAUGGCCAUCAACUCCACUCCGAGCAAGCGAAUGAAGCUGGCUGAAAUAUACAAUUACAUUAGUGAUAACUUUGAGUAUUACCGAAACCAAGGGAAUUGCUGGCGGAAUACUGUUCGAUGGACCCUGACUGUUGACAAACGUUUCAACAAAACUCCCGGCGAUGAGAAGUCUUCCGGUUCCUUCUGGAUUCUGAGCAACCAAACAGAUAACGUAACUUAUAAAGGUGCUAAACCCACUAUCUCUACUACGCCAACAAUGACAACUCAAGCCUCUAGUCACCAAGAGCAGGCUCAAAACGCAUCGUUAGGAAGCUCUGACUUUCUGGUGAUUAGACCGAGCUCCACUUUUAUUGAUAAAACUCUGUGGGUCAAAACAUUUUGGGGCACUAGCGCUCAGAAAUUUUGGUACGUCACGGCACCCCCACGAUACGGAAAAUCUACGCUUACCAGUAUGAUGAGAUACUUCUUCAGCGUCAAACAGCUUGAGAACUCCGACUCCUCCCAGAAAGAGUACCUAGAAACGGUAAGGCAGAACUUCAAAGCGACAAACCUUUACCUUCGGGAAAGAUCCUUUUUCGACGAACAUUUCCAACGGUAUCUGGUGAUGUUCUUCGAUUUCAAACCCCUAGCCGACGUCACCGACGAAGCCACAUUUGAGGCAAAAUUCUGCGAUAUUUUGUGCGAAAUGUACGUGCGAGCCCAUCCUUUCUACGGUGGCCUCGGAGAAAGAGAGAGAUGGACCGAGUGUAGAGAAGAUUGCAAUUUAGAAUUUGAUCGAAAAGCAACCGCUUUAGGGAAACGAUUGUCUCAAGAAUUAUUCUACUACUACAACCGAACAAAAGUAAUCGUUCUGAUUGAUCAUUACGACGCUAUCAUAUAUUCACUUUUUCAAGGAGGUAUAUUGAAUUUUGACAUGGUGAAUAAAAAAAUGACGGACUAUCUCACGCCUCUGCUCCGUAAGAACGAAUGCAUCCAGAGCUCUUGGAUGACUGGCUCGUUCUACCUUGGCGGCGUCAUGAGGCCCAUGGCAAGAAUAGUCCAACAUAUUCCAUUCGACUCCAGAAAAAACUGGGCGCGGUAUUUUGGGGUCACUCAGGAUGAGGCCAGGUCAAAACUUAGGAAAUUCCAUUAAACACAGAAAGACAAAAUUAUCGAGGAAAGGUACUUGGGCUACAGGAUUGAAAACUCCAACUCACGCGUUUACGAUAUGGUUUCAAUCACGAGAUUUUUAGUGAGCCGAGAGCCAGAUUUCUAUUGGAACGAUGUUGU
This is a messenger RNA of Bemisia tabaci, 2365 nucleotides long. NCBI's taxonomy places the organism in Eukaryota, Metazoa, Arthropoda, Insecta, Hemiptera, Aleyrodidae. The record is from RefSeq and is a predicted model, not a curated record.